Molecule: messenger RNA, 3766 nt
Organism: Dreissena polymorpha
Lineage: Eukaryota; Metazoa; Mollusca; Bivalvia; Myida; Dreissenidae
Product: transmembrane protein 26-like
Exons: 5
Coding region: 1601-2827 (408 amino acids)
Source: RefSeq, a predicted model, not a curated record
ACUUGUUCACGUGACUUACAAAACAAGUCGACACCAAUGUGGGACAAAAAAUGUAAACAUUUGUGUUUAAAGCAUACUAUAGCUUGAAUUAUUGAUUUGAAGAUGGCAUCGUCAAACGGAGAUCACCUUCAAUGCGAAGAGUGCGGUGUUGCUUUAUCGCGCGCAUUCUCUUUAAAUCGGCACAUGCAGCUUCAUACUGGAACCACCUACGUGUGCGAUUGUCCAGGGUGCGGAAAAACAUUCAAUUUGUCACAUUCACUGCAGCGUCACACCCGUUCCAACACCGAUAGUCCAAAAGUUUGUUGGAAGCGUGGGAAGGUGUUCACUACGACGUUUGGCUAAACAAGCAUGAAAAUGAGCUUCACAUAGGCAAGGCAACGAACUAUUCGUGUAAACUGUGUGCGAAGCCAUGUCAGUCAAUAUACGCUCUUCAACAAUAUUUAAGUACACAUUCUGAUCAAAAAUAAUACCUAUAAAAUAUUUUCAGAGUCGUCCAAAACCUCAUGAAUACUUCGAAUGCACAAAUGCGGCCUUCCGGACCAUGGAGAAGGAAAGCAUGCCUGUGCAACAUGCACCAAAACGUUUAAGACAAGAAUGCUAUUGAAACAGCACUUGAAUAAACAGGAUGUUCCGAAAUGUUCUUUCCACGUCCGUUGAAAAAUGUUUAAAUGGAAGCAUUGCAUGAACAAUUAUAUUUAGGAAUGUGUUGUGGCAAAAAAAUCAAGAGUUAUUCUAACAUCCUUUGUUGUAAAACUACAACUUUUGCCAAUCUUACACUCUGAUUAUUUUAUUGUUUGAAUUCCUGCAUUAAAGUUGAGUACUGCUGUCAGUUUUUGUUUUUGUUUAAUUCGCGAAAUUUCUAUUCAACUAAAAUCACGACGUUUUCUUAAAUUAAUGUGAGCUUUAUCGGCUGUAAUGUCUGUUAUAUAUUUUUCAGUAACAUAAUUUUAGACGAAUCACCAGGAUUUAUAUUUUACUGAAAUGAAGCAGCUAAAAAGUAUGAACGGCGUUCACAAACACAAUGAGCAUUUUAAAAUGUUAAACAAUUGAUCUUGAAAUGUGUGAACUCCGUCAAUAUGGGAAUCUUUCAAAGAUGUAAUCAGAGGUCAUAAAUUGCUUUACGCAUUUAUUUAUACACAUAUCCGAAAAGAAAUCCUAUUAGAUAAAUGGUACCUAUUUGAUAAUUACGUUGCCGUGUUUAAGUGUUCAAGAGUGUUUUAUAGCUUAACACGUUCCUAUAAAGCAAAAUUUCUGCCGCAAUAUAAAUUGUAAUUAUCAGCUACAACAGGAUUUCUAUUGGAUUGCGUCAGAUGCCUUGCAGCCGCGGAACAAAAUAAUGCGAAUCUUCUAUUGGAAAGGAAAGCACCAUACGCCACUUCGCAUUUGUGGAGCUUGUUUAAAGAGUACUAUUUGUGUUUAUUGGCAUAUUUGAGAAGGAAUUAAAACUUUCUUCUAUUGAAAUAAGACUUGAAACAAAACCCUCUUGGGAUAAACAGCGCACCACUACGUGGUAAAAUGAAAAAUACCAUAUAUCAAUGUAUUUAUUAGAUUAAUUGUGUACUGGACAAGUCAACAACAAGACUUCUGUAAGCGCUAUAGGAUGGGGUUUCUGACGUACGUUCGCGCUGUUGUUGUACGCUUGCUGUUUGCCUGUCACGGGAUAGUGGCCAUCUGGCGUCUCUACAUGGUUACCGGUAGUGUAUGGAGCUGGUAUCUGAGUGGCGCCCUCUUCCUUUUGUUCCUCGAAACACUCGUUACCAUCGCGAAAAAAAGAGGCCACGAAUGGAAAUGGUUCUGUCCAAGUGUUUUCUUCUAUCUCUGCAGUGUUGUACCUGCAAUAUGGUUUUUAGAACUUCAUGAAAUGGAAGAAAGAAUUACAGUGAGGGAGUCACCGGCAAGCAACUCCACCAACCUCACCAUCGAACCCAGCGGGAGAAACAGUUCCAAAGAGUCGCUUGAUCUUAACUUGGAAGAGUUAGGUCUGAAUAUUUCGAUUCCAAUUGCGAUAAGCGCAGACCUGUGGCUGCGUGUCCUGGAGCAGUUUCUGCUACUGAUGCUAAUAGUGGGUCGGUGGAUCCUACCCAAAGGCUCCAUCUCGCACGACCAGCUCUCACAGCUACUUCUCGUGUACGUGGGAACCGCGGCAGACAUCGUCGAGUUCUAUGAGGCCUUCAGCGAGAACGAGGUGAAGUACAACCGAAUGCUUUGCUACAUCAUUCUGGGUAUCUGGACAUUGUCGUUACUGCAGUUUACACUUGUGCUGACCGCCAGCAAGGCGCGCCGGGAUCAGAUUGGUCUGCCGCUGCAGAUACGGGACGACUCCGAUCAGGACGGCUGUUGCAAUCCUGAGCUGUACGGCAUCGUCACGUCCAUUAUGCUGCAAGACCUUCCGUUCCUGUGUGUCAGGCUCAUACUCAUUUUUUGGUUUCAUGUUGUUUCAUACACAAACAUGUUUUUCACAUCUAAGAAUUCUUUAGUCAUUAUUUUACUCAUUUACCGAUUGAUCGUUGUUCACGGUGAAGCGCAAAAGCGAAGAAAAAAGCAUCGCCAGCCGUUGAAAUCGCAUUCAAACCAGAAUGCAAAUGGGAACAAACAGUUGAAGCAAAUAAGAGACAAUGGUCGGUCCAGGAGUACUCCGAAUGUCUGUCAAACCGCUGUGAACGAUUCUUUGCCGAUGCAUUUGAAAAAAAAGACGGAAUGUCAAAAGAAAGGUAGCACUUCUACUUUAACAUUGCCCACAAUUUACUCUUCCGAUCCUAGUUUGAGGAAUUUGGAAAGGUAUCGCAGAAAAAGUGGAACACCAAAUUUACUGUAUAACGCAGAAUAGGCGUGUUAUGAUAUGACGAUACUGUAUGGUUAGAAACAGAAACUAAAACUCGAUGUUGUAAACGCCUUGUUGUUGCUGUUGUUGUUAUAAUAUUUUAUGUUUGAAAUAUUCGUUUUAUAAGUCCAAUAGCACAUUGUUGGAGUAUUUACUAUCGACCACUCGCCAUUUGACCUAAUGUUCUUUCCCAACCGUUGUGUUGAAUUUAAUAUGUCAUGCUUAAACAUAUUUUAUUUUGUAUGAUAUGUAAUUGCUUAAAUGUCUAUUGUUGUGUAAUGCUAGUGUGGCAUAUUUUGUUAAGUAAGGUAGCUUAAGUGAAGAACAUAAACACAAUACAGUAGUAUUACACACUAGUAUAUUCGGCAAAUAUGCAUGUAAUGACGUCUUAUAACGUAGACAAUAUAUUUAAUUUACUAUAUAAUAUUUACUGUAUGUCUUAAAUCCUGACAGACACAUGGGACAACUUUUUUCAUCGUUAAAGGGACCUUUUCACAGAUUUUGACAUGUAUUGAAGUUUGUCAUUAAAUGCUUUAUAUUGAUAACUGUAAACAUUAGAUCUAAAAAGCUCCAGUAAAACACAAGAAUAAAAUUAAAGAAUGAAAAAAGUAACCCUCCAAUGGGCUCGAACCACUGACCCCUGGAGUAAAAGUCUAACGCAUAGGAUACUUGGCCAUCCGUGCUCUUACAAUGAAUGAUGUAUUAUAUACUUUAUAUAAGCAAUCCUCGUAGUGUCACAAAAUAUAACGACAACAACAGAACUCUUUCAGGUUAUUAAAUCGUCAAAAGAUGCAUAUAAUGAAUAUUUUAGAGCAUGGUAAAUGUUCAGUAUUACUGUUUCCUCACAAAUACCAUAACUACAACGAAAAUGUGCGACUCUGGAACAUUUUUUAAGAUUUUGUAAAUUUACCAAAACGUGAAAACGUCCCUAUAAGAUCGCGAUUA